Messenger RNA from Elephantulus edwardii (Cape elephant shrew), 2125 nucleotides. RefSeq names its product leucine zipper, putative tumor suppressor 2 (gene LZTS2). NCBI's taxonomy places the organism in Eukaryota, Metazoa, Chordata, Mammalia, Macroscelidea, Macroscelididae. The transcript has 4 exons. Gene Ontology annotation, biological process: negative regulation of canonical Wnt signaling pathway; cell division. The coding region runs from base 43 to 2058 and encodes 671 amino acids. The record is from RefSeq and is a predicted model, not a curated record.
GUUGUCCCAGAGGCCCUUGGCCAGACCUGAGCCUCUGCUGCCAUGGCUAUUGUACAGACCCUGCCGGUGCCACUGGAGCCCACCCCUGAGGCCGCCACUGCCCCACAAGCUCCGGCCAUGGGCAGCGUGAGCAGCCUCAUCUCAGGCCGGCCCUGCCCUGGGGGGCCAGCUCCACCCCGACACCAUGGCCCUCCUGGACCCACCUUCUUCCGCCAGCAAGAUGGUCUGCUUCGGGGUGGCUAUGGAGCACAAGAGCCACUAUGCCCAGCUGUGCCCCCGAGGAAAGCUAUCCCCGCCACCAGCUUCACCUACAUCAACGAGGACUUCCGGACAGAAUCACCUCCCAGUCCCAGCAGUGAUGUUGAAGAUACCCGAGAACAACGGGCACACAAUGCCCACCUCCGGGGUCCCCCACCAAAGCUCAUCCCUGUCUCUGGAAAGCUGGAAAAGAACAUGGAGAAAAUCCUGAUCCGCCCAACAGCCUUCAAGCCAGUGCUGCCCAAACCUCGAGGGGCACCAUCCCUACCUGGCUUCCUGGGUCCUCGGGCCUCUGGGCUGUCUGGGAGCCAGGGCAGCCUGACACAGCUGUUUGGAGGCCCUGCCUCCUCCUCCUCCUCUUCCUCUUCCUCCUCGACCGCCGACAAGCCCCUCGCACUAAGUGGCUGGACCAGUGGGUGCCCAUCUGGGACACUGUCCGACUCUGGCAGGAACUCACUGUCCAGUCUGCCUACGUACAGCACUGGAGGUGCUGAGCCAGCCACCAGCUCUCCUAGUGGGCACCUGCCCGCCCAUGGCCCUGGGCGGGGUCCGCUGCCUGGGCCAGCCCGAGGGGCCCCUACUGGGCCCUCCCACUCGGACAGUGGCCGGUCAUCCUCCAGCAAGAGCACAGGCUCCCUGGGUGGCCGCAUGGCUGGAGGACUGUUGAGCAGUGGUCCCCGGGCCUCGCCUGAUAGCAGUUCCUGUGGGGAGCGCUCCCCACCACCUCCACCCCCUCCACCCCCUUCGGAUGAGGCCCUGCUGCACUGUGUCCUGGAAGGAAAGCUCCGAGACCGGGAAGCAGAGCUGCAGCAGCUUCGGGACAGUCUGGAUGAGAGCGAGGCGACCGUGUGCCAGGUGUACGAGGAUCGGCGGCACUGGCCGCGGGAGCCGCCGAGAGAGGACUGUGCGGCCCAGGCGCAGCAGGUGGCCCAGCGGGCUCAGCGGGCCCAGCAGCUCCUGCAGCUCCAGGUCUUCCAGCUGCAGCAGGAGAAGCGGCAGUUGCAGGACGACUUCGCACAGCUGCUCCAGGAGCGCGAGCAGCUGGAACGGCGCUGUGCAGCCUUUGAGAGGGAGCAGCGGGAGCUGGGACCACGGCUGGAGGAGACCAAGUGGGAGGUGUGCCAGAAGUCUGGUGAAAUCUCCCUGCUGAAGCAGCAACUGAAGGAAUCUCAGGCAGAGCUGGUGCAGAAGGGCAGUGAGCUGGUGGCCCUGCGAGUGGCGCUUCGGGAGACCCGGGCCUCACUGCGGGUCAGUGAGGGCCGGGCCCGGGGUCUCCAGGAGGCAGCCCGGGCACGGGAGCUGGAGCUGGACGCCUGUUCCCAGGAGCUGCAGCGACAUCGCCAUGAGGCAGAGCGGCUGCGGGAGAAAGCUGGGCAGCUGGAUGCCGAGGUGGCUGGACUUCGGGAGCCCCCUGUGCCGCCCACCACUGCUGACCCCUUCCUCCUGGCAGAGAGUGACGAGGCCAAGGCACAGCGGGCAGCAGCAGGGGUUGGGGGCAGCCUGCGGGCCCAGGUGGAGCGGCUGCGGGCAGAGCUGCAGCAGGAACGGCGACGGGGUGAGGAGCAGCGCGACAGCUUCGAAGGGGAGAGGCAGGCCUGGCAGGCGGAGAAGGAGCAGGUGAUUCGCUACCAGAAGCAGCUGCAGCACAACUACAUCCAGAUGUACCGGCGCAACCGGCAGCUGGAGCAGGAACUGCAGCAGCUCAGCCUGGAGCUGGAGGCCCGGGAGCUCGCUGACCUGGGCCUGGCCGAGCCGGCCCCCUGCAUCUGCCUAGAGGAGAUCACUGCUACCGAAAUCUAGGGUCCUGAGAUCCAGCUUGCAGGGAGCUCUGCUGAAGACAGCAGAAGCCUCAUGUCCACUCAGGCCC